AUGAAGCUCAUUUCACUCGUCUCUGGCUACGCCAUCAAGGGCAGUGUUGUCAACUGCCGCCCAGGUCCGGGGACCUCACACAAGGUCGUCCUCGUGUACAAGAAAGGAGCCCAGGUGACGCUCUCGUGCCAGACUCCGGGUACAGACACCCAGCACGGCUGUUACGUGAGCGACUAUUAUGUAAAUACGGGCAACGGCUAUGUGGCCGAGAAAUGCUCCAAGCCCAACGACAAACCCAAGCCUUGUGACAAGCCCUGCGACAAGCCUGACGACAAUCCCAAGCCAGGUGACAAGCCUAGCACUAGUGCGGAUCCGAUGAAGGAUGUUUAUCCAUACAAAGACGGUGCCAGUGUGUCAACUUUCGUCGUCCGGUGGAUCAACUCACGUCUGGGCAUCGACUUCAACAACCACUACAAGGAUAAGAGGUGGGAUAAUGCCAACGAGUGGGAUGACGCCGCGCAUGCCUCGGGCGUCACUGUGAGCAACACGCCGAAGCCGGGAGCUAUCUCGGGCAACAGCGUCACUACUGAGGAGUACAACUACAAGCAUCACAAAUACGGCACGUGGACUGUCCCCAAGAGCUCGUUCGGGUACACCCACCUCAAGAAACAAGCAGGAAAGUGA
Linderina pennispora is the source of this 624-nucleotide messenger RNA. RefSeq lists its product as uncharacterized. The record is from RefSeq and is a predicted model, not a curated record. Lineage: Eukaryota; Fungi; Kickxellomycota; Kickxellomycetes; Kickxellales; Kickxellaceae. Bases 1 to 624 code for a protein of 207 amino acids. The transcript has 5 exons.